Branchiostoma belcheri (Belcher's lancelet) is the source of this 1046-nucleotide messenger RNA. RefSeq lists its product as uncharacterized. The record is from RefSeq and is a predicted model, not a curated record. The transcript is spliced from 4 exons. NCBI's taxonomy places the organism in Eukaryota, Metazoa, Chordata, Leptocardii, Amphioxiformes, Branchiostomatidae. Bases 23 to 850 code for a protein of 275 amino acids.
AUAUGUUAUCAUAGUCAAGAUCAUGAAGAUAAAAUUUUUCUCCCCUGCAUUUAGUGUAUUCUUUCACAUCAACAUGGCGGAAAACGCAGACUUUUCAAAACUGGAUUCGAUAGCAAGUCGGAAAAGUGGAGGGGAAAAUCUUUAUCUCAGGUUCUACCAAGCCAAAAUGGCACAGAAUCCCAGCGCACACAGAUUUUCGGACCCUAGCUUGGAUGAGAAGGAGAGGGAAGCCCUAACAAGAUGGAACCGAGACCGCGACGAUCGCACUUCGCCGCUCAACUUGCAACUCCUGUUCGCGUUCUCGGUUCCGAGUCGACAGGCUUUAGAUCUCAUCGUUGGGUUGAAGCGUCCGCUUGUAUCUGUUGGAGCGGGUGUGGGCUACUGGGAAUUUCUCCUCCAACAGACAGGGUGUGACGUCCUAGCAUUCGAUUCUAAUGAACUGUAUCCAGAGGGUCUGCGUUAUAUCGAUGUUAAAAAAGGAGGACCAGAAGUCUUAGUGUCACAUGGCGAACGAGUGCUGUUUUUGGCAUGGCCAGAUGCAGAUGAGUCCUCCACAUUGUCUACCGACUGUCUGAACCAUUACAAAGGAGACGCCAUCAUCCAUGUGGGAGAACUGUUCGGAGAGACUCUGUCGUCCAAUCCCUGGGGACAGUCCACGUCCAGAGAGUUUCAGCUCAAUCUGGGUGAACACUUCCGCUGUGUGACCAGGAUGCAGCUGCCUAACUGGCCGGGGCACAUGGACACACUCACCUUGUGGAGAAGACUCCCAGCAGCUGUUGAUUGUGAUGGAGCGAUGUUUCAUUAUGUCCACCCUCCACAGAAAAGAUAUUGGCCAGAGUGUUCUGCCUAGUUCUCUUGCAAGGCCACACUGAUUUAAUUUUAUGGAUGACAUCUGCAGGCGCAUUGAUUGACUAAGGCGAAACAGACAUUGAGAGUGAUUAAACGUAAUCUGUGAGCAUGUCCAACUUGAGUGAAAUCACUUGCAUACACGUCACUUGUAAGACCGAACCUAGAAUAUGCUGCGACAGUAUGGGAUCCAUAUACAA